This is a messenger RNA of Diaporthe citri, 1491 nucleotides long. RefSeq lists its product as uncharacterized. The transcript has 2 exons. The record is from RefSeq and is a predicted model, not a curated record. Lineage: Eukaryota; Fungi; Ascomycota; Sordariomycetes; Diaporthales; Diaporthaceae. Bases 1 to 1491 code for a protein of 496 amino acids.
AUGGCCGAUGCAUGCGAUCGGUUGAGAGCACUGCCCAACGAGCUCUACAACCAGGUCCUUGCUCACCUGGGUCUCCUCUCAAUUAAGAACCUCCGCCUCGCAUCCCCGGUGCACGCCGCAAAAUGCCUUAGUCCGGCCUUCUUGGCAUACUACGAACAACAGGAGACAGACCUCACGCCCCCGAGCCUGCAGCGGCUGCGCGAGAUAACCAUCCACCCUGCACUCGCACCCGCCGUCAAGCGUCUCGUCGUGGUGGCCGUCUUCCACGAUCCGAGUAGCCUGCUUACGAGGAUCCGGCGCCUGCGAGAUCCUUUGCGCGGCCCUUGGGCUACUCUUGGGAAUUCCGACCGGAAUAUGGAGCUCCUAGACAAGAUAGGCCAGCUGUAUAGGAUAAUGAGCAGCCGCCAUGAGCAGCAGGGGCAGUUCAGCGACGACAUCGUCGGGUCCCUGUCGUGUAUUCUCGAGAACCUCGGCUCAGUCGACGUUCUAAGACUGACGACCCGUGUGCUUCGGCCGGACCUCGACAAUCCAUAUUCCACAAGUAGUAGUCGCUUUGUGAACUGGAACUGUCUUUGGGCGGACUGUCACCGGGUGCUCAAACUUGUUACCUCUGCCAUGAGCACGAGCAAAGUUGACGUCGCCACAUUUUCCGUCUUCAAUGACUGUUUUGGCAAGGUCCAGUCACGGCAUUUCCUUGAUCUGAACACAGAUCUCACAAAUCUCGACUUUUUAACACACACCGGCGCCAGUAUCAGGUGUCUGAACCUCGGCUUGUCAACUGUGACUGUCGUCCCGACGACAAAUGAUAUCGUCUUCUCCAGCGACGGGUCCAUGAAGCAUCUCCGCGCCGUCCGGAUACCGACAAGCGAGACCCGGGCCAGGGCCGACGAGAACUUCCCUGGAGUCGCCCUAUUCCUUCGCCAAACCCCAAACCUCGAGGCUCUAGACCUCUUCCUAUACAACACCCUGGAAGGCGCUCCCUGGGCCUAUAGCAAACUGUUCAGCCACAUUUCAAAGACUGUGCACCUGCCAAAGCUACGGCGCCUCACCCUUCGCGGUAUCUGGACCACACCGAAUUCCCUUUUGCUAUUCUUGCGCACCCAUCCGGACUUGACACAUAUCGACCUGAGGGAGGUACACGUGAGCGGAGGAACCUGGGACCCGAUUCUGAAGCAUUUCCAGUCCAUGCUCAAUCUAGCCGAGCUGCACCUCGAGAAUCUCUGGAGCGGCUCCGAGCACCUCCUCAAUCUGCAGCCUAGGAAUCCCGUGUACGAUGACGAGGAGAGGGUGCUUGGGUGCUAUUUCCCCACCAGAAACGGCACGAUGGUCCACACGAGAGACAUCAGCGUUGAAGAGAUCAAGAACGGACUGGAGUUUGUCAAGAGCCGGGGUAGCAGCCGGGGCAAGGGGUCCCGUCACCUUAUGAAGUGGAUCCAGCAGCGCAAGAUCGACUACGGUCCCCCGGAGGAGCCGUAUGUCAAUUCACGGUGA